Panonychus citri (citrus red mite) is the source of this 1236-nucleotide messenger RNA. RefSeq lists its product as uncharacterized. NCBI's taxonomy places the organism in Eukaryota, Metazoa, Arthropoda, Arachnida, Trombidiformes, Tetranychidae. Bases 646 to 1107 code for a protein of 153 amino acids. The transcript has 2 exons. The record is from RefSeq and is a predicted model, not a curated record.
CCAGUUUCUCGUAUUCAUCCAUGAACGCAGGUCUAAUACGAAGACAAUUAACUGAUUGUUCUUUGGGUCCCUUCGAUUACUCACCUCACUGAUUUAAUUGUCAUCAAUCUAUCCUGGGUUCUCUCAAGUUCUUGUCGUUUCUUUCCAAUCUUCUCAUCCAAAUUCGCUUCGUCCGAAGCGACAUGUUCAAUCUUAUAAUUAAUAGUUUCGAUCUCUUUUUCGACUCGUUUGAUCUCAUCUCGUAAACUUUUCUCGAUUUCCGGAAUUUCGAGUUGACGAUUUAGAACUUGAGCUCGUUUUUCCUUUAUAACAAUUAGAGAAUAAUUAAUGAGAGUAAUCAGAGUAAAAUGUUGAUUACUAAUAUAUGAAAAGUUAAAUUACAUAGUAGUUAUAUGGAGUAAUAAUCAAGAAUGAGAACAAUUAACUUGGUGGUGUUAAGAAUAGACUUUGAUUGUUACAACUGAUUUGUUUUCAAUUUGUGGUAACCAAGGGUUGGGUUGAGUGGGAGGAGGAAAAUGAGAUUGGACAAUUUAUUGAUUUUUGUUAUUCUCAUGAUUAGUUGAUUCUGUUGAUUGUAUUAGUUGUAUUGGUUGUUAUUAUUAUUAUGGUGUUAAUGAGAUGGUAAUUGUAAACAAUUGAAAGACAAUGUCAAGUUUAUCAUCAUCACAAUCAAUCAGUGAUUUAGAUAAAUCAUCAAAUUUGUAUAAAUUUGGUCGAUAUUUUCUAAUUGGUUUGGCAAUCACAACAAUUAUCCUCGAUUCACAUAAAAUGAUUAAUGAAUAUAACAGAUCACAUAUACAAUUAACUUCAUCAUUAUCAACAUUCAAUGUAAUCAAUUACUAUUCGGCUUCAAUAAUCACUCAUAUUGUUGGUUUGGGUGCUGCAAUUGAACACGAAAUUUGGUUAACUGUUACCUGUCGAUUGGUUUCUGCUUUAAUCUAUCAGAUUAAUCUAAAUACUAAAUCAACUGAUUUACCUUCAGAUCCAAAAGAAUUGGAGAAAAUGGUUCGAAAAAAGAUUAAGAAAAAUCCGGAUUUGCUUAAUCAAAUUAAACGAAAACCCUUUUCAUGGGUCGACAUGAUUAAGAAUUUUAUGGUUACCUUUUGAAAUGGAUCUGAUCAAAAUGGACCAACUCAUCUAAUCAAUUUGGUUCACAAUAAUAUAAUUGAUUGUCUUGAUUUACAGUUAAUUGUAUCAUCAUAAUUGUUGGAGAUAAUAAAGUGAUUGGAUUAAUUG